AUGGAGAAAUCCUAUUUGACCCAACCACCACUAUGCGGCAGUGGCAUCUGGAUAGCAGAAGACCAUCCCAAAAACCGCGCAGCCCGAAUCCCCGGAGAAGAACAAUCUAACCAAGUCGCAGAAUUAUCAGCAAUCCUCAUAGCCCUACAAAACACUGACCCAUACGUACCAAUCACCUUCGUAACAGAUUCUAAAUACGCCAUAGAUGGCCUAACCAAACACCUAACGAGAUGGGAAGACGCUGGGUGGAUAGGUAUAGCAAACACAUACCAUUUACGAAGACGCUCGGCACAAACCUCCUUCAUAUGGGUGAAGGGACACAGCGGCCAGAUUGGAAAUGAACGGGCAGACCAACUCGCGAGAGAGGGAGCUGACAAACAGACCACCGACCCCAUAGACCUAUCGGUCCCCAAUGAGUUUAAUCUACAAGGAGCGAAAUUAUCAGCCAUCACACAAGCCCUAGCGCACAAAACGGCAAUAAACCUCGAAAUAACCAGACACGCCAUCAAAGAAAUCGGCAACUAUUGGCUACAUAUCCCCACAUAUGAACAACGUGCCAGAUGUACACACUGCAACAUCGACACGGAGUCAAUGGAGCACAUACUUUUAGAAUGUAACAAUAACGCACGUACAACAAUAUGGUCCCUAGCGAAGGAGAUGUGGCCCGAAAGCUUCGGCGCUUGGCCCCAUAUUGGCAUCGGCACAAUCCUUGGAUGCGGAAACAUUAGCGCACGACCACCAACACCGAACGACGAUGAGCAAACAAACCCAGAAAGUAGACCCUUCACGAAAGGGGCCUUGAGGCUGCUGAGAAUACUAAUAUCAGAGUCAGCAUACCUAAUCUGGAUACUGCGAUGCGACAGAACAAUAAAUGGUGCCUCACCUACGGCGCAAGCGAUAACGAAACGCUGGACAACAACAAUAAACAAACGACUGCAAAUAGAUAGAAUCACAGCGAAGAAAAUAGACCGUACACCAUCCUUUGAAAAAUUGGUGACCGCCACGUGGAAAAAAGUAAUAACAUCCGACAAACCAAUACCAAAGAACUGGGCCACCGCCCUCGAGGUUUUAGUGGGUAUCAAACCACCCAGGCCCUCUGCGAACGAGGCCCCCAGGUAGUCCAAGAGUCCCACACACCCCAUGAAAAUGGGAGUGCGUAAGUGCAUUUUCCCUCGGACCGGAGUUCCCCGAACCC
Molecule: messenger RNA, 1195 nt
Organism: Suillus plorans
Lineage: Eukaryota; Fungi; Basidiomycota; Agaricomycetes; Boletales; Suillaceae
Product: RnaseH-domain-containing protein
Exons: 5
Coding region: 1-1119 (372 amino acids)
Biological process (GO): DNA replication, removal of RNA primer
Molecular function (GO): RNA-DNA hybrid ribonuclease activity; nucleic acid binding
Source: RefSeq, a predicted model, not a curated record